AUGUCUCAUUCACCCUCACAUACUAGCCCACGCCGCGCUCCGCCAACUUCGGGCAAAAAGCACUACCGAGCCAAGUCCAUCUCUCGCUCCUCGGUCGAUCUCGACAACUCCGAGACUGGAGCUCUUUUUCUCGCUUCCAACGAACUUUCGCCUGACGGCGAGGAUCACUCGGGAUACCCUCCUCACACAUUAGCAGGCGGUGCAGCGGGCAUUUCUUCGCGUGCGUGGUCAUCAAAAAGAAUGCCACUCGGAUCUAGGCGCCUCGCCCUCCUCCUCUUUGGCUUUGUGGCGCUGAUUGUGCUGUUUGGCAGGAGGGACUCGCGAGAUGCGGUAGUCGGCUACGUCAACGACAAGGCUGGUCAGGUCGGGCAGGCUUAUCAGAACAACGCACCGUGGAAGGCGAAGCCAGAUCAGGAGAACAAGAACGCUGUUGGAUUCCGCGUCACUUUCCCGCCUGCUGCGACGACACCAGCAAAGGCACCUGUGACCGGCACAAGCGCUCACACUGUGCGACAGAAGCCAGCGCUGCACCCCGACCCGUCCAAGACGACCCGCUGCGAUGGCACCGGACCAAGACCACUCGACCGCAAGGGCAACCCUCGACCGCUGGUUCAGUACGCACUCAUGAUCGAUGCUGGAAGUACAGGCAGCCGUAUCCACGUCUAUCGGUUCAACUACUGCUCCCAAUCUCCCGAACUUGAAGACGAGUAUUUCGAGAUGCUCAAGGGCGGUCUUAGCAACUACGGUACCAACCCAGAAGCGGCUGCCGAUUCUUUGAGGCCGCUGCUCAAGUCAGCUCUUCAACGAGUUCCCGCCAAGCUGCGAAAGUGCACGCCCGUCGCAGUCAAGGCGACUGCUGGUCUUCGUCUUCUUCCGGGCAAGCAGGCAGAGGACGUCAUCAAGGCUGUUCGACACAUGCUCGAGAACGAAUACCCCUUCCCCAUCGCCGACGGCACCAAGGCAUCCAAGGGUGUUGAGAUCAUGGAGGGCAAAGAUGAAGGUGUCUUUGCCUGGAUCACGGUCAACUACCUUCUCAACCGCAUUGGCUCUUCUUUGCCUAACAAGCAGGAAACAGCUGCUGUUAUGGACUUGGGCGGUGGUUCGACUCAGAUCGUUUUUGAGCCCAGCUUCACCUCUGCGCUGCAAGGUAUGCAGCCAGGCGAGCACGUCUACCAGCUCAACGCGUUCGGUACUAAGCCUUAUACGCUCUACCAGAACUCGUACCUGGGCUACGGUCUGAUGCAAGCGCGUAUGUCGAUCAACUCGCUUGCUGCUUUCACCUACAGCUUGGCGCAUCCUAAAGCUGUUCUCGCCGGAUCCGCCCACAACGGUGCUCAAGGCUCACUCGAAUGGACCUCUUUACGGCCCGAAACCACACGCAUCCCAUCCCCUUGCUUUACCAACGGCCGAACCAAAGCCGUCCUCAUCUCUCAACCGGACCAAAAGACCCAUGCCAACGUCACAAUGGUCGGCACUGACGGCGGUUUCCCCGCGUGCAGACGACUUGUCGAAGUCAUGAUGGACAAAGACGCAGUCUGCACCUCCAAAUCGUGCUCUUUCGGUGGUGUCUACCAACCUUCGCUCAUGGAAACUUUCAAAACAGCUCCCAUCAUUGCUCUUUCAUACUUCUACGAUCGACUCGAACCACUGGGGCUCGGACCCAAGUUCAAGAUCAAAGAUCUCGAAGCGGUCGCUCAUCGUGCAUGCGCUUACUCAAAGACCGACACACAAGGGUUCGGCGCGGCAGCGAUAGCCGAGCUCGAAGACAGGCCAGAGACUUGUUUGGAUCUGAGCUUCAUGCAUGGAUUAUUAAGUCUGGGUUACGAGUUGGGCAGCGAUAGGGAGAUCAGUAUUGCCAAGAAGCUUGGUGGGACGGAGAUGGGAUGGUGUUUGGGUGCGCAGUUGGCUGUGUUGGAUGAGCAUGGGUUGAUUUGCAAGGCCUAA
Ustilago hordei is the source of this 1944-nucleotide messenger RNA. RefSeq lists its product as uncharacterized. Gene Ontology annotation, molecular function: GDP phosphatase activity; UDP phosphatase activity. Gene Ontology annotation, biological process: nucleoside diphosphate catabolic process; protein N-linked glycosylation. Gene Ontology annotation, cellular component: Golgi apparatus; membrane. Lineage: Eukaryota; Fungi; Basidiomycota; Ustilaginomycetes; Ustilaginales; Ustilaginaceae. The transcript has a single exon. Bases 1 to 1944 code for a protein of 647 amino acids. The record is from RefSeq and is a predicted model, not a curated record.